This is a messenger RNA of Trichobilharzia regenti, 2511 nucleotides long. Lineage: Eukaryota; Metazoa; Platyhelminthes; Trematoda; Strigeidida; Schistosomatidae. The record is from the annotation of a GenBank genome assembly.
AUGAAAGAAAUUAAAGCCUACUUCUUGUGGAUAGUGUUUAUAUUCUUAAUAUUAUCACCAAGCAUUAACAAGGUUGAUUUGUUAACCAGUCCACCAUAUUUUAAGCCUGACAAUUUUGUUCUUUAUAAGACACAGGAUAGAAAAAUCCAAGUUUGUGAUGGUGUUAAUAGACACAUUUGUGAAAACCUUAAUUCAUCCUCCUGGAAGUGUCAUAUAAUUCAGUGGGAUUAUAGUAAUAAUGAUAGUAAUUAUGAUAAGAACUAUGAGCGUAAACCGUUUAGUGAUUCAAUUGAAUUGGGUGAUUUGAGCAAUGGAAUGUAUGCACUAACUUGCAAACGUCAAGUUAACUCGACAAAGCAUGAAGAAACUGUAACUGAGUAUAAGCUUAUUUUAACCGAUGGUAAUUUGUACUUGGAUUGUUCAUCAAAACCGUUAAUUAUCAAAUUAUCAUACAGCUUUAAUAUCACUGAACAGUCAUAUCGGAUGUGUAUUUGGCGUUUGCCAGUUCAAUCAGUAUGGUUAGGACAUCUCACUGUUGAACAAAUGAAUUCAGUCAUCUUUCCAGUAGAUGACUGUACUGUGUCCAACGAUAAGAUAAGAAUUCAACAUGGUGUUCUAUACAUAAACUCGUCAACCAAUCUGAAAAGUGAGAUGGUGAAUAUUAUUUGUGCUGAUGGAGAGUUUAAUGAGGUAAUAUAUAUUGAUACACCGGACAACAGUGUCAAAGCGGUCGCCUCUGUGGUAACACCCAAUGAUCCCAUCUAUGAUGAUGAAGAUAUCCGUCUCGAGUUUUAUAGUGACUAUCCAAUAAGUUAUACAUACGGCCAGAAUGUUUCAAUUGGACCAAUCAAGUGUAUCGUUAGAUGGACAAGUACGUUGUAUGAUUUGAAAUGGCGAAAGUUAAGUGGAUAUGAUGAGAUAAUGCAACCAGAUACUUCAGUUUUAACGAUAACUGCAAAUGAUUCCUCUAUAGCUGGUCAGAACGCAUUCCAAUGCCGUCUUGAUUCUGGAAAUAAGUGUAAAUCCAGGCUGUUCAUUUAUGUAAGAUUUCGAAAUUUAACCAGAAUAACUUUCACUCCAAAAGAUCGUAUACAGAAGUAUGGAGAUACGCUUCAUUGUCUAUCAAAUGGGCUACCGAAGUCAAAUAUACAAUCUAUCAUAACAGUGAAACAUGGAUCCUAUGCCUCUGCGAAGGUAAAAGGCGAUCAUGUAGUCUGGUUAUUUACCGGUAAUCUGUAUACCUAUGUCACUCUGUACUGUAAGGUGUCUAUGAUAUUUAUGGGGGAAACUUACACUCAACUAAGUAAAGAAAUAUUUGUGUAUCUAACAGGGGAUGUGGAUUUGAAAUUCUUGCCUGAUUUUAAUCUGUUGUGGCACAACCAAAAACUGGAGUGUAUUUCGAAUUUUCAGGAGUACAGUAAACCAAUAAUGAUGUUAGAUUUAUAUCCAACACCACUUCGUCCUAAGAUUAGUUAUCCUACAUUGGAUUUGUUCGAAAUGAAACCAGGAUUUUAUGAAGUGACUUGUGAUCAUUUUAUACCAUAUUCUAUAAAACGCAGGAUAAAUAAAUUCUUCUAUGUUACAGAUUUACCGAAAAAUUUAAGCUUAAAGUACAAUGCAGCACUUUCAAAAAUGUCAUGUACAUCUGCUAAAUUUCCAAGGGGACACAUAUAUAUUACUUGGUUGAUUACUGACUCACAUGUAUGUUGUGAAACUGACCAAAUGAAUGAUCUAGUUUUAAGUGAAUAUUCAACAGUUGGUAGUCAUGAUGUCAGUUGUGUAGGUAAAGUGGUACAAGGUGCAACUGAAAUUUAUAUUUAUGGAUCUGGAUCCUUUAUUGUUCCUGUGAUGAAAGGAAUUCCGGAUAUGAAUGAGAAAAUUAGUCCCACUAUUGUGCUCGAUGGAUGGCAACAUAGAUUCGUCCGAAUACCAAUCGAAGAGUUAACUAAGGAGGAGAAAUACUGUUUAUAUGGAUUAAUACAUAAAUAUAAUGAUAUAGUCGAGAUUAUUAAUUGUAUAUUAAGUAAAGAGAAAAAGCCUGAGGAGUCAUUAUUUAUAAGGUCGUUUGAUUGGUCAACAUAUAUCCCAUUAAGUUUUCGUGGCAGUCAUUAUGACUCUUAUUCAGGUCUAGAAAGUGGUUUUGAAGGGAGAAUGCAUAAAGUGAGUGGGUCUUUGAGUUCAUUUACAGGAAAUUUAUUUGCAGUAAAUGCGUUAACAAAAUUUAAUCUAAGAAAAAGUAGUGGUCAUCAUAUACCGAUGAUAUUUCAACGAAUGUCUGCCGAAGGAACUUCAGUGGAACCGCCUCAUUUUCCUGUUUCUUCUAUUGUUCGACCUUCUUAUCAUUCGAGUGACGAGGAUGUGGGUAGGAAGGAUAAAGCAGGCGCACUAAUCACUUUAAAAUUUCCUUCUUUCAUAUCUAGUGUACUUUCAGUUAAGUGUGAAUGUCUAUUUUCUUCUAGCAUUUAUUCAAAAUCUGGUAAAAUGAAGCAUAAAACGGAAGUUGUAGCUUAA